AUGAAGUCAGAGUUUUUUGUUCAUUGGGACGGUCUCCGCACAAAGGAAAAAAACCGCGUACUUGUUCUUGCUGCUACUAACAGACCGUUUGAUCUUGACGAUGCUGUUAUUAGGAGACUCCCAAGAAGAUUGUUGAUUAAUUUACCCGAUGCUCCAAAUCGAGACAAGAUUCUUAAGAUCAUACUGGCCGCCGAGAAUUUGUCACCAGACAUUGAUCUAAAGGAAAUGGCCGAUAAGACGAGUGGUUAUUCUGGAAGUGAUCUCAAGAAUUUAUGUAUUGCAGCCGCCAAUUGUCCCAUUAGAGAGAUAUUAGAGAAAGAAAAAAGGGAGGGAGGUUUAGCUGAGUCUAAUAGGAAUGUAGAUAUCCGGCCUUUAAAGAUGGAGGAUCUGGUACACGCCCUAAAGGAGGUCCGCGCUAGUGUCAGACUUGACUCAUCUAUGAUAGAUGAACUGUUAGAAUGGAAUGAACAGUUUGGAGAGGGUGCAGAUGCGUCUAAAAAAGACAGAAACUUAAGUUAUUUCUUAUAA
This is a messenger RNA of Vicia faba (fava bean), 528 nucleotides long. NCBI's taxonomy places the organism in Eukaryota, Viridiplantae, Streptophyta, Magnoliopsida, Fabales, Fabaceae. The record is from the annotation of a GenBank genome assembly.